Messenger RNA from Peromyscus eremicus (cactus mouse), 3954 nucleotides. It is a transcript of the gene Tram1l1, whose product is annotated as translocation associated membrane protein 1 like 1. The transcript has a single exon. Gene Ontology annotation, cellular component: endoplasmic reticulum membrane. Gene Ontology annotation, biological process: SRP-dependent cotranslational protein targeting to membrane, translocation; protein insertion into ER membrane. The record is from RefSeq and is a predicted model, not a curated record. Lineage: Eukaryota; Metazoa; Chordata; Mammalia; Rodentia; Cricetidae. Bases 254 to 1348 code for a protein of 364 amino acids.
GGCGGCGAUCGGCGCGGCAAAUCCGCGUUCGCACCCGGGCCUGCGGGGCAGGGGCGCGGCGCUCGAUUUCCUUCCCUGCCUCCGCAGGCCCUGUGCGCAUGCUCGGCCUACGCGGCCCCAGCCUUUGAUUGAUCGGUCGGCAGCGGCUGCGACCCUGGGCGGCGGACGGACGGGCAGGGAUGGGGAGCCAGGCGCUGGGAGCGGCGCAGUGAGCAAGCGGCGGCGGCCGGUGAGUACCGGUGAGUACCGCGGCAUGGGGCUCCGCAAGAAGAACGCCAGGAACCCCCCGGUGUUGAGCCACGAGUUCAUGGUGCAGAACCACGCGGACAUGGUCUCCUGCGUGGGCAUGUUCUUCGUGCUGGGGCUAAUGUUCGAGGGCACGGCCGAGAUGUCGAUUGUGUUCCUCACGCUGCAGCAUGGAGUCGUUGUCCCCGCGGAAGAGCUGCCUUCAGGGUCCAGGACCCUGUACCAUUAUGGGGUCAAAGAUCUGGCCACCGUGUUCUUCUACAUGCUGGUGGCCAUCAUCAUCCACGCCACCAUUCAGGAGUAUGUUCUGGAUAAGAUCAGCAAGAGACUGCAGCUCACCAAAGGCAAACAAAACAAACUGAACGAGGCCGGGCAGCUGAGUGUGUUCUACAUAGUGUCUGGUAUCUGGGGCAUGAUCAUUCUGACCUCUGAGAACUGCCUGUCAGACCCCACUCUGUUGUGGAGGGCGCCUCCCCACAACAUGAUGACCUUUCAGAUGAAGUUUUUCUACAUCUCACAGCUGGCAUACUGGUUUCAUAGUUUUCCGGAGCUCUACUUCCAAAAAGCCAGGAAGCAAGAUAUCCCGGGCCAGCUCAUUUUCAUCGGCCUGCACCUCUUCCACAUUGGAGGGGCCUAUCUCUUGUACUUGAACCACCUGGGCCUGCUGCUUCUGAUGCUGCACUAUGCCGUGGAGCUCCUCUCCAACGUGUGCAGCCUGCUUUACUUCGGGGAUGAGCGGUACCAGAAAGGGUUGUCUCUGUGGCCUGUCGUGUUUAUAUCAGGGAGACUCGUGACACUGAUUGUCUCGGUGGUCACAGUAGGGCUUCACUUGGCGGGGUCACAGACUCGGAACGCUAAUGCCCUCUCUGGAAAUGUCAAUGUGCUGGCAGCUAAAAUCGCUGUGCUGUCUUCGAGUUGCAGUAUCCAGGUGUACAUAACGUGGACCUUGACUACUGUCUGGCUUCAGAGGUGGUUAGAAGACGCGAGUCUUCAUUGCGCGGGGAGGAGGAGACGAUCCAGGGCGAGAAAAGGCACAGAAAAUGGAGUGGAGAAUCCGAAUAGAAUAGAUUCUCCACCAAAGAAGAAAGAGAAAGCUCCUUAAUGAGUUGCAAGUUAAUUGAGUCUUACCUCCAAGGGAAUCCACUCCUUGCUAUGUGGUGUCUCUGUGCUAGAGAUUUCCUGUUCUUUGGAACGGGCAGUGCUCUUUGAAUAUUGCUAUUGUACUGUCUAAUGUGUUUUUAAGGUUUUGGAGCCUUAUGAGUGGAAAAAAAAAAAAAAAACAAGAGGAAACCACUCAUCCUCAAAAUACUGUCAGAAUAAUUAACGGAUCAACACCAUAUUUAGUUUAGAGUCUUACCUCAGUGAUUUUCCAAAUGAUUUGUGGCGAUGACUGCAGAAUUGUGUGCAUAAAUAAUAGUUUCCUGCUUCCAAUGUUCUAUAUGGCAUUAACAAGACUGGUAGCAAAGUUGUUUUCUUAAUGUUCUCUUACAGCAUAAAGUGGAAAAUCUGAUAAAGGUGUAACUCAUCAGUAUUAUGUGAUUGUUGAGAUUUUUUUUAUUGUUUUGAGUUUACAACAGAGAAAAUAUUUGUCAAACCACCAGGAUAAUCAUGUGUUUAAUUUUAUGAAUAGUGGUUGUUAGUGCUACACCCCCAUUAAAGAAUCAAAACAUGAGUAGAUGACAUGCGUGUUGAUACUGAAAUCCAUUGAAUCAAAGUAUCUUUAAUAAAUAUGAUGGAUUACUGAAGAGGUAAACUUGUUCCUGUUUAUUUUAAACACUUGUACAUGAAAAUUUGCAAAAUUAAAUAUUACUGAAAAAAUACUCUUUUAAUACUUAUUUAAUGUGGUACUUAUAGAUUCAUAAAUAGUGUAUCAUAAGCAGUGUAUCAUAAGAAUAUUAUCUAAUAUGUGAAUAAUUUAAAAAUAACAUUUUAUAUAUAAGCAACAUAUGUUUAUAGGUAUAGAUAUGUGCAGCUUAUUAUAUCUGGGAAAUAUUUGACAUAUAUUAAACUUCAUUUGAAGAUGAGGUGACCAAAUAGAUUUAUGAAAGGAUUUUAAAAUGGUGCUGUUAUUGUAACUUUACUUCCAUCCUUAAUUGGGAAACAUCUAUAUAGGGCAAUCUUUGUUGAUUAUAUAUAUGUACAUAUGUAUAUAGUUUGUAUCUUUACAAAAGCCAAUAUGACCGAUGGUCUGUGGGGGUAAAUGUUUACAUCUGGCCUAAUUCCCAUGUUGAUUUUAUUUCCUUAGUGUCAGUGGUUUUGUCUUUUCGAGGAUGUGGUGUCCCACAACAUGCUGGGUUAGCUCUGUCUGUUUCCUGCAUUUCCUGUGCUUCUGCAAUCUCUUCUCACAUCUCUCUUCUCUGCUUGUGAUAGUCUCCUCUUAGAUGCUUUAAUCACUCAGCUUUUCCAAAAUUCGAGGUCCCUAAAACCUAGCAGAUCACAGACAGAAAAGGCAGACAAACAAUCUUUUCUACCCUGUCUUCUUUCAAAGGUAAGUAACAAAGAUUUCUUUCUUUCUAGAUAUGGAAGUGUUUUUUUCCUCACUCCCUUUUUCUCAUUUGCCUGACUUGUAGUGUUGGUAGUCCAUGCUCCGAGUUGUAAAGCCAUCUACGUUUAACCAAUUGUAAAGCCAAAUUUCAACUUUUUGCGUGACUCAGAACUGUCUCUCAUAUUCCUUACCUGUAAGGAUCUAAACUGUUACUUGCAUUCCAACUCAUGCUAACAAAUUUUGCAUCUACUAAGCACUUGACUUGCAAACAAUCAAUGCAAAUCUAAAUGGAAUCACUAUAAGAUCACAGGACAACUUUUGUGUCAUAUGACUGGUAAUGCUAAGAGUUAAGUUGAUCUUAGCAAUACAUUUGAUGAGGAUCUGGGUUGAUUUCCUUGAGAUUCUCUUAGCUCUCUACCCUUUAAAUUAACUUCCAACAUGGCAAACACUAACUCUAGGAAGGAAGGAAGGAAGGAAGAGUAAACCUAAGGUCCCAGAGCACAAACAGCUCUCUUUGGUACCACAUUUGAAAAGGAUACUCAAGGGGUGGUUGGUGUCACUGGUGGAAAAGGAAAAGUAACUUUCUUAUAAAUUCUAAGUCCAGAAGAAAUAAAUAACAGUUUGAAGAAAUGUUGGGAAAGAAUUCUAGAUACAUCUUAGUGAGUUCAGGAAAUAAAUGUCUGCCAAUAAAUUUUAAAAGAAACAUUACAGAUUUAAUUAGCUUGGUAUGAAUUUUUAAGUCUCUCCUAAAAAUAUUCUCAAGAAAGUCAUGAUUCAAGGCAUGAUUAAGGACAGCAUUGGCAUUAGUUAACCACAUGAAAUAUCAGAGUUAUCAUUAGAAGAUGUAAAAGUCUUAAGAUGUGUCUAGUAAUUGAACCCAAAGGUUCUGCUCACAGGGAUUAGCUUCAGUGUUUCUCUAAUUUUGCUACUUAAAUAACACUAUAAGAUAUAGGUGUCCUGGGAUGGAUUCCAAACACACUUCAUGUUUAAAAUGUGAAUCUAUUAGCAUUCAAUUAAAAGUCUGUCACAUUUUCCAUAACAAAUAAAAAGGAUGUGUCAUGCUGUAAGGGACAAAUAAGCUUUAGGUGACACCUUUUCCCGGUGGUGAGUAUAAUUCCAUUUCAGUUCAGUGAGGGAAGGGUAAUCUCGGAAAACGUCACUUCAUUUGUCUUCCCAUUUUUGUUUUAUAGUGUGAGAAGCAUGCACAGCCACUGCCAACUAUC